Molecule: messenger RNA, 1569 nt
Organism: Tribolium castaneum (red flour beetle)
Lineage: Eukaryota; Metazoa; Arthropoda; Insecta; Coleoptera; Tenebrionidae
Product: senecionine N-oxygenase
Exons: 4
Coding region: 92-1345 (417 amino acids)
Molecular function (GO): N,N-dimethylaniline monooxygenase activity; NADP binding; flavin adenine dinucleotide binding
Source: RefSeq, a predicted model, not a curated record
UAUAAGUGGCAACGACUUGACAACUUGAAUCAUUUGCUCUUGACGAUUAUUCGCGGUGGUUUCGAGUUUAUUUGCAAAGUUCUUAAAAAAAAUGCGUGUCGCUAUUGUUGGUGCUGGUGCUGCCGGCUUGGCCUCCGCAAGGCAUGUGAGUGCCCAAGGAAUCGACUGCGACGUCCUGGAGAUGGGCCCUGAGCUGGGGGGCACUUGGGUCUACACUGAUAACGUGGGGAGCGACCAGUACGGAUUUCCUGUUUAUUCCGCCAUGUAUAAGGGGCUAAGGACUAAUUUACCCAAAGAGGUGAUGGGUUACCCUGAUUUUCCCAUUCCGGAGCAAAAUAAAUCCUACUUGACGCAAGCUGAGAUACUCGACUUUUUAAACCUUUAUGCCGACCACUUUCACAUUCGGCAGCACAUUAGGUUUAACCGAAUGGUUGUGGAAAUUCGCCCUCUCGGCGACAAGUGGCAAAUCAAGUCGAUCCACAAACCCACCAAGGAAGAAAUCGUCGACAUCUACGACGCUGUGAUGAUCUGCAACGGUCACUACAACGACCCCAUCAUUCCAAAAAUCCCCGGCCAGGAAAAAUUCAAGGGUGAAAUCGCCCACAGCCACCAAUACCGAUCGCCAGAACGCUUCAAAAACCAAAACGUUCUUGUGAUAGGUGCCGGGCCCUCAGGCUUGGACUUGGCCCUCCACAUCUCGUCGGUGGCCAAACAAGUGGUCCUCAGCCACCAUACGAAGGAAGCUGUGAACACAGAAUACCCUUGCAAUGUCAGCAAAAAACCCGACGUUUCAGCCAUCAAAGGCGAAGAAGAGGUUGAAUUUGUCGACGGUUCUUGUUGUCGUUUCGACACGAUAAUCUACUGCACCGGUUACAGAUACUCUUUCCCAUUUCUGCACGAAUCGUGCGGAGUGACCGUCGAUGACAAUCACAUUCAGCCGCUUUACAAACACAUGAUACACAUAGAAAGACCCACCAUGUGCUUCAUUGGAAUCCCAUUCAAUGUUUGCGCCUUCCAAAUGUUCGACCUCCAGGCUAGGUUCUUUUGCCAGUACCUCAACGGCUCGAUGUCGUUACCAUCGUGUAAUAUGAUGCGAAUGGACACUGAAAAGGAUAUGCAGAACCGAUGGGCAAAAGGAUAUACCAAAAGACAGGCCCAUCUGAUGGGUCCUGACCAGCAAGGAUAUUACGAGGAUUUGGCAGCGGCGGCUAACACGACUCCGAUUGCUCCAGUUAUUGUUAAACUGAGGGAUGAAAGUGUGAAGAGGUUAUACGAUGAUCUGCUAAAUUUCAGAGAAGAUAGGUACAAGAUUGUUAACAAUGAAACCUUUGUUAAGGUUCACUAAAUUGUAGUGUUACUUUAAUCAAAAUAUCCAUUUUCUUUGUUAUUUAACAAGCCCAUUUAACAUUUUUAGGAGAAUGUAUUAAAUAGGAUUUCAGUGGCGUUGUAUUUAUCUUUGUAGUUAGUAUAAUAAUUUGUAUUUUAUUUUAUUAUUAAACAUUUGGUCCAUAUAAUUUAUUCUUGUAAAUACGCUGAUUAGUGUUUAAAAUAAAGUUACAAUAUACCUAC